UUCUGAUGUUUGUGUUUUAUGACAGGGCUUCUGAUAUUUGUGUUUUAUGACAGGGCUUCUGAUAUUUGUGUUUUAUGACAGGGCUUCUGAUGUUUGUGUUUUAUGACAGGGCUUCUGAUAUUUGUGUUUUAUGACAGGGCUUCUGAUAUUUGUGUUUUAUGACAGGGCUUCUGAUGUUUGUGUUUUAUGACAGGGCUUCUGAUGUUUGUGUUUUAUGACAGGGCUUCUGAUGUUUGUGUUUUAUGACAGGGCUUCUGAUAUUUGUGUUUUAUGACAGGGCUUCUGAUAUUUGUGUUUUAUGACAGGGCUUCUGAUAUUUGUGUUUUAUGACAGGGCUUCUGAUAUUUGUGUUUUAUGACAGGGCUUCUGAUAUUUGUGUUUUAUGACAGGGCUUCUGAUAUUUGUGUUUUAUGACAGGGCUUCUGAUAUUUGUGUUUUAUGACAGGGCUUCUGAUGUUUGUGUUUUAUGACAGGGCUUCUGAUGUUUGUGUUUUAUGACAGGGCUUCUGAUAUUUGUGUUUUAUGACAGGGCUUCUGAUGUUUGUGUUUUAUGACAGGGCUUCUGAUAUUUGUGUUUUAUGACAGGGCUUCUGAUAUUUGUGUUUUAUGACAGGGCUUCUGAUAUUUGUGUUUUAUGACAGGGCUUCUGAUAUUUGUGUUUUAUGACAGGGCUUCUGAUAUUUGUGUUUUAUGACAGGGCUUCUGAUAUUUGUGUUUUAUGACAGGGCUUCUGAUAUUUGUGUUUUAUGACAGGGCUUCUGAUAUUUGUGUUUUAUGACAGGGCUUCUGAUGUUUGUGUUUUAUGACAGGGCUUCUGAUGUUUGUGUUUUAUGACAGGGCUUCUGAUAUUUGUGUUUUAUGACAGGGCUUCUGAUGUUUGUGUUUUAUGACAGGGCUUCUGAUAUUUGUGUUUUAUGACAGGGCUUCUGAUAUUUGUGUUUUAUGACAGGGCUUCUGAUAUUUGUGUUUUAUGACAGGGCUUCUGAUAUUUGUGUUUUAUGACAGGGCUUCUGAUAUUUGUGUUUUAUGACAGGGCUUCUGAUAUUUGUGUUUUAUGACAGGGCUUCUGAUAUUUGUGUUUUAUGACAGGGCUUCUGAUAUUUGUGGAAUUAACCCUCCCCCUCUGUUUUUGUCAACAAGGAUUUUUCUGAUUGGUUUCUUGCCCUGCGUGCUCCUUGCCUCGCAUGAUCCCUGCUUUGGAGAGAUGGUCACGUUGACGAUGCCAAAGCGAUUCAGAUCUGGUGCAUAGCCAUUCUAUUAGCAGACGUUGAAUCUGGUUGUCUGUUGCUCGUUCCAGGCGCGCUGAAUGGACACUAAAAAGACCGUAAACACUUCCAACUACUGAAGGAUGUCGGGGAUCACAGUGAAUUCGGAUUGUGGAGAAUGUUCACCCCCUUCGCAUGAGCCUUGCACCACGGAAUUACACCCAUACUCUAGCAUCGAUGACGAUGAUGAACUUCUGAAGUAUAUUUGGAGGGAAUAUUUGCAUCCUAAGCAAUAUGAAUGGGUUCUUAUUGUAGGAUACAUAAUUGUUUUUUUUGUUUCUCUCAUUGGAAACACACUAGUUUGUUUUGCAGUGUGGAAAAACCAUCACAUGCGCACAGUGACCAACUGUUUCAUUGUGAAUCUCUCCUUUGCUGAUGUCCUGGUCACCAUCACCUGUCUCCCGGCAAGUCUUGUGGUAGACAUUACAGAAACAUGGUUCUUUGGAAACACUCUUUGUAAAAUACUGCCUUACUUACAGACAAUCUCCGUAUCUGUGUCAGUCUUGACUCUGAGCUGCAUUGCUCUCGACCGCUGGUACGCAAUCUGCCACCCGCUGAUGUUCAAAAGCACGGCUAAGCGUGCCCGCAAGAGUAUCCUCCUCAUCUGGGGGGUUUCCUGUAUCAUCAUGAUCCCCCAGGCCAUCGUGAUGGAGUGCAGCAGCCUGCUCCCUGAGCUCACCAACAAAACCAGCCUUUUCACUGUGUGUGAAGAGCGCUGGGGAGCUGAUGUCUACCCCAAGGUGUAUCACACCUGUUUCUUCAUCGUCACAUACUUCGCUCCCCUCUGUCUGAUGGUUCUGGCAUACAUCCAGAUAUGUCAUAAACUGUGGUGUCAACAGAUUCCCGGAACGUCAUCUGUGCUACAGAGGAAGCGGACGCCCCUCCAGGGUUCCACUUAUUCUCCAGGUCCUGGGGAGUCAGCCAGAGUCCGGACCAGCACAGUGUCCGCUGAGAUCAAACAGGUCCGGGCCCGCAGGAAGACAGCCCGCAUGCUGAUGGUGGUCCUCUUUGUCUUUGCCCUCUGCUACCUGCCCAUCAGCGUACUCAACAUCAUGAAAAGAGUGUUUGGGACGUUUAAGUACACGAACAGCAGAGAGACUGUAUACGCCUGGUUCACGUUCUCACAUUGGCUGAUAUAUGCCAACAGUGCUGCAAAUCCAAUCAUCUAUAACUUUUUAAGUGGGAAGUUUCGAGCGGAAUUCAAAGCAGCAUUUUCCUGUCGCUCUUUUGGCCGAUGUCAGAACCAAACUGAGGGCAUAAGGAGAAGAAUAAACACCGACAGCCGUAAAUCCUUGUCCACUCAAGUCAACAACAUGGACAAUGUCUCACGGAUAUCUGACCAUGUGGUUUAAUCCUAUACUGGGGCAUGCUGGGAGAUCUUAUAAUUGCACCAUGCCACCCAGGACACACUGGCAUUCACUGUCUCCAUGAUACAAAGGUCACGAAUAGAACACAUUGUAAACGUCAAGCUUUUAAUAACAGACAUCUUGAAUAGACCACAUACUCUGAAUGGACUGAAAGCACUCAAUAUCCACCAACAUGUGUGACAGCAAAUCCCUCCCCUGCUGGAACUUCUACCCAGGGGAAGAGAAGUGAUUUGAAUGAGUCGUGUCUGUUACAGAUGGAUAACCGUUGUAUUGGCUCCAGUCUUUGGUUCUCAUCCCACCAGAGGCAGGAUUUAGCACCCCAUGGUGUUGUACACCUCACCAGAAAGGACAGACUGAAGGAUGAAUCACAAUGCAAAGAUGAAACCCUAUCAACGUUUAUUAUCAAAGCUUCUUAAAUCUGAAGAUGGAUUACAAAGUAACUAUUUGUUUGUUAAUUAGCCACAAUAGUGUACUACGUGUGUAUUUGUGGUGAUGUUUACUUAUGUCUUAUGAUGACUACUUCAUACUUCAUCAUAAUAAUAAUAAUUAUUGCUAUUAUUAAUAUUUGUAUUAUUGUUGUUGUUGACGCUGUUGUUUAUUCUUUUUUAUUGUUAUUGUUAUUACCUUCCUAUUCUAUGUGUAAUAUCAGGUUAUAUGUUUACAGAUAUGGUAUUGUACAUUAACAAUCCAGCCAAAGUUCGAAAA
This is a messenger RNA of Oncorhynchus gorbuscha (pink salmon), 3337 nucleotides long. RefSeq names its product hypocretin (orexin) receptor 2 (gene hcrtr2). The transcript has 7 exons. Bases 1349 to 2617 code for a protein of 422 amino acids. Lineage: Eukaryota; Metazoa; Chordata; Actinopteri; Salmoniformes; Salmonidae. The record is from RefSeq and is a predicted model, not a curated record. Gene Ontology annotation, cellular component: membrane. Gene Ontology annotation, molecular function: orexin receptor activity. Gene Ontology annotation, biological process: feeding behavior; circadian sleep/wake cycle process; G protein-coupled receptor signaling pathway.